This is a messenger RNA of Rotaria sp. Silwood1, 267 nucleotides long. The record is from the annotation of a GenBank genome assembly. Lineage: Eukaryota; Metazoa; Rotifera; Eurotatoria; Philodinida; Philodinidae.
AUGAGUAGACGACGACAAGCAAAAGUAACUUCUGGAAUUCAAAUUGAAAAACCCGAACAGCCAGAAUUGGCUGAACAUGAUGCAUCAAUUUUGGAUCUUGCGUUUGCAAUGGACUGCACUGGAUCGAUGGCUUCAUAUAUUGAAAGUGCUAAGAAUAACAUACGUGCAAUUGUUGAAGAAAUUGUGAGAAGUGAAAAGAGUGACAUUCGUUUAGCAUUGGUCGAAUAUCGUGACCAUCCUCCACAGGUGAGUUUGUAUAGUAUGUAA